This is a messenger RNA of Oryza sativa Japonica Group (Japanese rice), 1156 nucleotides long. RefSeq lists its product as uncharacterized. The record is from RefSeq and is a predicted model, not a curated record. Lineage: Eukaryota; Viridiplantae; Streptophyta; Magnoliopsida; Poales; Poaceae.
CAUGCCUACAAAAAGGGACCCCACCAUGGGCUGUGAAACUCAUGACAGGAGAGAAUCUUAAAAUCUCUCCUCUCUCUCCAAGUCCCUGCCUCUCACUAGAUAUCAUUCAUACAUAAAUGCCAACCUGUUUGCUUUCUCAGCUAGAAAAACAGAGUUCUUGGUUACAAAGAUCUUGACUUGCUUGGGAGAGGAAGAGAGAGGAGUUUCUUGCUUUCUUCAGAGGGAAAUUGGCUUCUUGGAAUCCUAAUUAGAGCAAAUACAUGAUAUCCUAGGAGAUAAACACACACACAAAAAUCUAAUUGAGGAAACUGAUUGCCACUAGCUUCACCAAGAAAUGGAGAGGGAGCAGAUGAGGAUGGCCAUCCUGAGGCAAGAACAAACAUUCAGACAACAGGUUCAUGAGCUGCACAGACUGUACCAUGUUCAGAAACAGCUGAUGAAACAGAUGCAGAUCGCCAAGCUGAACCAAGCUCAGGCAAUCGCUGCCAACGCCGAAACCAAACCGAAAUUCGAGAUCACUUUCGCCGAGAAUUCAACCAACCAUCACCACCACCACCAAUUCUACAGCUUCCAGAGCAGCAAGAUCAUGUCUCCCCCUGCAGCAGCAGCAGCAGCAGCAGAUCAAGAAGAGGAAGAAGAAUGCGACCUCCAGCUGACGCUGGCGACGGGGAGCAGCGGCGGCGGCGAUGGCACGGCGAGGGGGCACAAGGGGAAGAAGGAGGUGAGGUCAUCCAACUCGGACUCCGGCACGGCGGCGUCGUCGACGUCGACGGAGUCCGAGCUGGCCCAGUUCAAGAAUCAUCAUCACCAUCAGUUGGACUGCGCGGCGGCGGCGCCGGUGGCGUCGCCGGCGGCGAGGUUCCAGGGCGAGAGCAAGAAGAGGGUGGUCGUCGUCGUGGACAACGAGAUGAGCCUCCUCCAGCCUCCAUGGCUCAACCAGUGCUUGAGCUUGAGGAUGGCGUGAUUAGCUUAUAGCUAGAAAUUGUAGAUUUGUUGCAUCGAUGAAGAAGAAGAAGAAGAAGAAGAGAUCGAUCGAUCGAGGAGGGAUGGAUGGAUGCUGUUACUUACGUUGUAAAUCACAGAGCUAAUCUUCUUUUUUUCCUGCAAGAAUUGGUAAAGAGAUGAACACUGAUUGUCUCGUGUUCUUGAACUUUUU